Molecule: messenger RNA, 1347 nt
Organism: Lachancea meyersii CBS 8951
Lineage: Eukaryota; Fungi; Ascomycota; Saccharomycetes; Saccharomycetales; Saccharomycetaceae
Source: the annotation of a GenBank genome assembly
AUGGCCACUCAAACCGAAAGACCAGCACAAUAUAAACAGUCCUCUCGUAAGGGCAAGAAGGCCUGGAGAAAAAAUAUUGAUAUCUCGGAUAUCGAGAAAUCCAUUCAGAAGCGUAACGAUGAGGAGAUUACACACGGCUCGAAAGACCUAACGAGCUUGGCAAACAAAGAUCUGUUUCAGGUAGAUACUGAGGGUGACGAGCAAUUGAAACGCAAACUUAUCAAGCGCAAGCAGAUCAAGAAAAAUCUGAAGUCAGCGGAAAUCCUCGAGUCUAUACAAUCCAGAUCCAAGGUUCCAGCUCUGUCGCAUCCCAAGCGUGGCUUGAAGGAGCAGCAGAAGAAAGAAAAAAUCCAAGGUGUGUCUAAAAAAGAAGUCAGACGUUUGAUGGCCCUAGCGGGAAGAAUUGACGGCGAGAGUAAGCUAAAAAAUGCUGUAUCCAAAAGAGGUCUCGUAAGAGCAGGUGCAAACACUGACUUGUGGGGUGCGGAGGAAGAGGUGAAAACUCCUUCUGGAAUCAAAAUGUCGGUAAAGACAGGCCAGGAAAUACCGGAAGAAUUGAAAAAGCUCUCCACCACGGGGUGGUCUAAGGCGACGGUGGCUCCAAACACCAUUACCAGAUCGCCUGUUAUGGUCAAGUCCAUUGAUCAAUCUCCUCAUGCCGGUAAAUCUUACAAUCCUAGUAAUUCGAGCUGGUCUCAGCUGAUAGAUACCGAGUACGAGGGCGAGAAAGCCAGAGAAGAAACUCGGCUACAAAUGGAAGCCUACAAAGCCAGAAUUAGUGAUCUCAUGCAGAGUUUGGACGAUGAGGAGGAGGAAGAGGAUUCAGAUGACGAUGAAAAGUCUGAUAAAGACGAGGAGCUGGAUGCUCAAGAAAAUGCUGAAAUAAAACUCUCCCUCAACAAACCAGUCGUCAACAAGAAAAAAACGAAAUACCAAAGAAACAAGCAAAAGAGACAUAACGAUAAAUUGGAACUACAUUCUGAGCUCAAACAGCUGAAGAGUCAACUACGCCAGUUGGAGCAGUUCGCAGAGCUUCAAAAGAGCGUCGAGGAAGCCGAGGCUGCCCGUACUGAAAGGACAAGUCAAAAAGUCACAAAGCCCGCAAAAGGCAGUAAGAAGCACAAGCUAGGUACCAAACACUCGGUGAUUGACGAUGGUUUGGAAGUCAAGUUUUCCGACGAGUUGUCCGACUCAUUGCGCAAGCUAAGACCCGAGGGCAACCUUCUUUACGACACUGUGCGGAAGCUACAAGGAUCUGGUAAAAUUGAGGCCCGUGUGCCGGUCAGAAAGGGCAGAAGAUACACACCUAAGAUCACCGAAAAAUGGACUUAUAAAGAUCUCAAAUAA